UUGGGUUCGGAGGAUGUGUGGCUUCUGGGGGGAGCGGGUUCUCUGAAUAAAGCCUCUCUGAACGUGGAGUCUGGGAAGAGUGAACCCUGAGAGUUAAUUGAAGGAACCAAAGGGGUCGUGGGGGAGGAUGAAGAAGAAAGGAGCAGAUGGCGGACCCAUUCAAAAGGGCUACCAGCCCGGAAUCGUGUCGCCGUUUAAACGGGUUUUCCUGAAAGGAGAAAAGGGCCGGGAUAAGAAGGCCCAGGAGAAGGUGACCGAGAGACGCCCCCUCCACACGGUGCUGCUGUCUCUGCCGGAUCGCGUGGACCCCGAGAUCCUGCUGAACGACUUUAUUGAAAAGGAAGUGAAGUACUUGGGCCAAUUAACAUCCGUUCCAGGGUACCUGAACCCCUCCAGCCGGACGGAAAUUCUGCAUUUAAUAGACAACGCUAAGAGGGCUCACCAGCUCCCCGGCCACCUGACCCAGGAGCACGAUGCUGUGAUCAGUCUCUCGGCCUACAACGUCAAGUUGGUGUGGCGGGACGGCGAGGACAUCAUCGUCCGGGUCCCCAUCCACGACAUCGCCGCCGUCUCCUACAUCCGGGACGACUCCUUACACCUGGUCGUGCUGAAAACAGCCCAGGACCCGGGCCUCUCCCCCAGCCAGAGCCUGAGCGCGGACAGCUCCAAAGCCCUGACCUCGGGCUCCCUGACCUCAGAGGGCGGAGCGGUGCCCGUCGAAGCCUGUUGCUUGGUAAUCCUGGCCGCCGAGACCAAAGCAGCCGCGGAGGAUCUCUGCUCCCUGCUCAGCCAAGUCUUCCAGAUUGUUUACACGGAGUCCACCAUAGACUUCUUGGACCGAGCAAUAUUCGACGGGGCCUCCACCCCGACGCGGCACAUGUCGCUGCACAGCGACGACUCUCUGACGAAAGUGGAUGGGAAAGAAACGUACGAAACCGAAGCAAGCACUUUCUCCUUCCCGGAAUCGCUGGACGCGGCCGGCCACUCGCCCUCGUCCUUCUCGGCUCAGCCGGCCCCCCACGUCAAGACGGUCAGCGAGAGCGAGCUGAGCACCACGGCCGCGGAGCUGCUGCAGGACUACAUGAUGACCCUGAGAACCAAGCUGUCUUCCCAGGAGAUCCAACAGUUCGCCAUGCUGCUCCACGAGUACCGCAACGGGGCCUCCAUCCACGAGUUCUGCAUCAAUCUGCGGCAGCUCUACGGCGACAGCAGGAAGUUCCUGUUGCUAGGUCUCAGGCCCUUCAUCCCGGAGAAGGACAGCCAGCAUUUCGAGAACUUCCUGGAGACGAUCGGGGUGAAGGACGGGCGGGGCAUCAUCACGGACAGCUUCGGGCGGUACCGGCGGGCCAUGAGCACCGCCUCCAACUCCACCAGCAACGGCAACGGGGCCACGGGCAGCUCGGACGACCAGUCGGCCCCCUCAGAGGGCGACGAGUGGGACCGCAUGAUCUCGGACAUCAGCAACGACAUCGAGGCGCUGGGCUGCAGCAUGGAUCAGGACUCCUCGUGAGGAAGGGCCCGCCGGGGGGGACCGGGACUCGCCUCCCGCCCCCCGUCCCCGUCCGUCGCGGGCCCCCGGGGGGCCGGCCCC
Messenger RNA from Tachyglossus aculeatus (Australian echidna), 1591 nucleotides. RefSeq names its product CCM2 scaffold protein (gene CCM2). The record is from RefSeq and is a predicted model, not a curated record. Gene Ontology annotation, biological process: vasculogenesis; heart development. Bases 128 to 1510 code for a protein of 460 amino acids. The transcript is spliced from 10 exons. Lineage: Eukaryota; Metazoa; Chordata; Mammalia; Monotremata; Tachyglossidae.